CUAUGGUAAUGUUGUCAGAUGUUCUUUCACCUCUCGUUAGAAAUUAACAACUUUUCUGGAUGAAUUUCCAGUUUUGAAUCAAAACUGCCGGAGAAAGGACUAUAUGGAAGAUAAUGAGUGAGAUUAAAUUAUUAUUAGAUGACCUCUGCAUCAUAGAAUUUUUAUAUAAACUACAUUAGUAUUAAACAUCAUAAAGACUGAGCAAAGAUGUUAUACAUAACACGUAUAACCUUGUUUCUAUAAAUAUAUACGGAAUUAUUGCAAAAUAAUUUGUUAAGAGAAAUAUACAAAACGAAAGAAAACAUUUGCAUACUGUGACAAGAGAGAGGAGGAUUAUGGAAAAUGAAUUAUAUUGGAGUGAAGAUGAAUACAAAAAACAAGCUGAAAAAAUUGAUUUUUCAGAUGAUGUAAAGAAUGAAAAGGGCAAAACAUCAUAUAACUGUGAUACCUGUGGUAAAUUAUUCUCUCAGAAAGCUGACUUAGUCAUUCACCAACAUAUUCAUACAGGAGAGAUGCCCUAUUUCUGUGACAUCUGUGGUAAGCCAUUCUCACAAGCUUGUAAUUUAAAAACACACAAACAGAUUCACACAAGAGAAAAAUAUUUACACUGUGACGUCUGUGGAAAAUCAUUUUUUCAUACUUAUUUAACUACUCACAAACUCAUUCAUACAGGAGAAAAACCAUAUCGCUGUGAUAUCUGUGGUAAAUCCUUCUCUGAAAAUAGUUACUUAACUACACACAUGCGCAUUCAUACAGGAGAGAAGCCAUAUCACUGUGAUAUCUGUGGUAAAUCAUUUUCUUAUGCACAAAACUUAACUGUUCACAAAUACAUUCAUUCAGGAGUGAAGCCAUAUCACUGUGAAAUCUGUGGUAAAUCAUUCUCUCAAAAUAAUCACUUGACUAGGCACAAACGAAUUCAUACAGGAGAGAAGCCAUAUCACUGUGAUAUAUGUGGUAAAUCAUUCCCAGGAACUGGUGAUGUAACUAUUCACAAGCGUGUUCAUACAGGAGAGAAGCCAUAUCCUUGUGAUAUCUGUGGUGAAUCAUUCUCUAGAAGCGGUGACUUAACUAGUCACAAACGUAUUCAUACAGGCGAGAAACCAUAUCAUUGUGAUAUCUGUGGUAAAUCGUUCUCUCAAAAUAAUCACUUGACUAGGCACAAACGUAUUCAUACAGGAGAGAAGCCACAUCACUGUGAUAUGUGUGGUAAGUCAUUCCCUGAAACUGGUCAGUUAACUAUUCACAAGCGUGUUCAUACAGGAGAGAAACCAUAUUGCUGUGAUAUCUGUGGUGAAUCAUUCUCUAGAAAUGGUGUCUUAACUUGUCACAAACUUAUUCAUACUGGUGAGAAGCCAUAUCAUUGUGAUAUCUGUGGUAAAUCAUUCUCUCAAAAUCAUCACUUGACUAGGCACAAACGCAUUCAUACGAGAGAAGUCGUAUCACUGUAAUACCUGUGAGAGAUCAUUUUCCAAACAUAGCACUUUAACUAGUUACAAACCUUUUCACACAGGAGAGAAGCCAUAUCAUUGUGACAUGUAGCAAAUCAUUUGCUCUUAUAAGCAGCUUUAAUCACAAGAACAUUCAUAUUAGAGACAAACCAUUGUUGCUUUCCUGUCUACUUCUGUCUCAUGAAUCAGAUGCAAUUUGUUGAGGUGGAUUUUCUGUCCAGAUGGCCUUCUUGUUGCCAACCUUCAAUUGUUUCAAAGUAAGAUAACAUUUCCCCCUGACCAAGACAUGUUUUUGUGGCAGAUUGGUGAUGGACUCUGCUUGUAUGGCAGUGACACUCGUUUACAAUUAUCACACAGUCUCAAGGCAAGGAUAUAAUAAUAUACACCCACACACACACAUGUACAUUCAUAAGCCCCUCACACUUUUAUGAAACAUUACCCUCUAUCCGCUGUACCACACAUAUUCCCCAACCACCACCACCUUUUCUUUGGAUUUACCAUUAAAUUUGAGCAAGUGAUUCGAUUUUGUACUGCAAACACAAGUGGGAUAUAACAUGCUCCAUAGCACAUUUGCAUAGUUCUGACAUUUGUAUGCACAUAGAUUAAUUUCCCCUUUUAACUAAAAUUUAAAACAGACAUUUAUUGUCCUCUUGGCAAACAGAAAUUUAUUGUCAUAUAUUUUGAGAGCAUUUGUAUGAACUGUAUUAACUUUGCUGUAAUAAAUGUUAUAUUUGUGAAAAAGGAA
This is a messenger RNA of Octopus bimaculoides (California two-spot octopus), 2193 nucleotides long. RefSeq lists its product as uncharacterized. Gene Ontology annotation, molecular function: DNA-binding transcription factor activity, RNA polymerase II-specific. Gene Ontology annotation, biological process: regulation of transcription by RNA polymerase II. The record is from RefSeq and is a predicted model, not a curated record. Gene Ontology annotation, cellular component: nucleus. Lineage: Eukaryota; Metazoa; Mollusca; Cephalopoda; Octopoda; Octopodidae.